AGAAAUAAUGAGUAUUCAGGUUAUAUUUACAACAUUACAAGAUAAGAUAUAAUUUAUAAUGGAACUUCGUGAUAUAAAUUAUGAUAAGGGUGAAUACGUCGAAACUGCGUCAGGAAACAAGGUGUGUCGUCAAACUGUACUUUGUGGAUCUCAAAAUAUAGUUUUACAAGGAAAAGUGAUAGUGCAAUCCGAUGCUAUUAUUAGGGGUGAUUUAGCAAAUGUCAAAACGGGAAGAUAUUGCAUUAUCAGUAAAGAAGCUGUACUGAGACCACCCUACAAAAAAUUUAGCAAAGGUGUUGCUUUCUUUCCUUUAUCUGUUGGGGAUCAUGUAUAUGUGGGAGAGAAAUCUCUCAUAAACGCGGCUGUCGUUGGAAAUUAUGUUUAUAUUGGAAAAAACUGUGUAAUUGGACGUAGAUGCACUCUUAAAGAUUGUUGUGUGAUCGAGGAUAAUACGAUAUUGGCACCAGAAACUGUGGUACCACCUUUUACAAGGUAUGCCGGUUCGCCUGGUGCUUAUGUUGGGGAUUUGCCGGAAUGCCAAGCGGAUCUGAUGGUCGAUUUUACACGGAGUUAUUAUCAACAUUUCCAACCAACUAAAUUAAUUUGAAUAAUAAUAUUUCUUUUUAAUAUAUUAUUUGUAUAAAUUAAUUUCAUUUUUCUCUCCAUUAUAACACAUUCAAGUCACAUAAAUCGAACAUGAUAAACUUUAUUCUACUUAGCAAAUUAUCUUUGGGAAAUCGUUUGUUUUGAAAAUUUUGGUAUUUUUUUGGGUUAAAAAGAUAAAAAAUUCAACAUUUCAAAAAGUAUUCAUGUUCAAUGGGAAAGACAAACAACUUUAUUACAAUAAAUGAUGGGCUUUA
Messenger RNA from Diorhabda carinulata, 860 nucleotides. RefSeq names its product dynactin subunit 5 (gene DCTN5-p25). Bases 59 to 607 code for a protein of 182 amino acids. The transcript has 5 exons. The record is from RefSeq and is a predicted model, not a curated record. Lineage: Eukaryota; Metazoa; Arthropoda; Insecta; Coleoptera; Chrysomelidae.